Cavia porcellus (domestic guinea pig) is the source of this 4796-nucleotide messenger RNA. RefSeq names its product WD repeat and coiled coil containing (gene Wdcp). NCBI's taxonomy places the organism in Eukaryota, Metazoa, Chordata, Mammalia, Rodentia, Caviidae. Gene Ontology annotation, molecular function: kinase binding. Bases 1042 to 3183 code for a protein of 713 amino acids. The record is from RefSeq and is a predicted model, not a curated record. The transcript is spliced from 5 exons.
GGGAGGGAGUGCGCGAGGCCCGGGCGCGUCCGCCCUUCGGCCCCACGCACAUCGAGCCCCCGCCCGGGGCUGCCGAGCGCGGGAGGGCUGGCGGUGAGACUGACGCCUCGCUGCAUGUGCUCCGCGCCCUGCAGCUCGAGCUCUGCGGAAGCCCGGAGCCGCCCGCCCUGGCCGGUCCGGGCGCGGGGAGCGAGGACGUCAGUUACCGCAGCCUCCCCCGCACCCCGAGCUCUGCUCAGGCGCACGUAAUAGUUCUCCCUUUCCAAGGAGGAGAACUGCGCCUAGGAACACCGGCCGAAUUACCGCGGGAUCUCUGCCUUGCGCAGACGACUUCUGGCACCCGAAGAAGAUAUGCUACAGCAUGAUGAGUGCUUUAGGAACAGUGACUGAAUUUUGCUCUGCACUUCCGUCCCUAAUCCAGGAAUUUAGGAAGCUAUUCCUCUCCCCUGUCCGUGAAAGAUGUGUUCGGAGGAGGUAGCGUUUGUUCGAAGGCUGAAGGAGACUUUUAAAAGUUUUUGUCUUGCUCUCAUUGCUAUCUACAUUGCUCCAAAAACAUAUAAAUUUAAUUCUGACCAGGGGUUCCAGGAGGAAGGCAUGGGGGGAAAAAAACCUGUUCUGGGUGUAGAAGUACCCAGAACAGGCCAUAAACGUGUUCUUCCUCCAAGCACCCACCCCGCACUCUCUGUAGUGCCCACAUCGCAGAUGGAGCAGUCCGCGUGCCAGGAGGGACCCUGGCUGUGGUGUCCAAGAGGGGUGAUGGAUCACGGCACCUAAGGCACAUCAGAAGCUCUGAGACCAAAGAAGCCCAAAGAGACUAACUCCAUGUACUAUGGCCAUAGGAACCACCACUCCCAGUAACCCUUGCGGCAAAGCCCGCGCUUAUUGGCCAAUGGGAAGGACUUCUAACAUGACACAUUCAAAAGCCAAUAGACAGGGAGGAAUGCGGAGCUGGUCCCGCCUCUGCUCACCUAUCAGGGGAUUGUGGGCCGGCACUUCCGGUAGCUGCGCCGAAGCUCUGAUCAAGGUCGCCUUUACGGAAGGAUGGAGCUGGGGAAAGGCAGGUUGCUCAGGACUAGACUGAAUGCCUUGCGUGGAGCCCUGCACCCCACCCACGGCCUUGCCUGGACCGAUGGAACCCAAGUAGUCCUGACUGAGUUACAGCUUCACAGUGGAGAGGUCAAGCUCGGGGACUCCACAGUCCUUGGUCAGUUUGAGCACGUCAGGGGGGUCUCCUGGGCCCCUCUGGACGCAGCUGGCCUGCCCGCUCUGCUUGCUGUCCAGGGUAAGACACACGUGACCGUGUGGCAGCUGGGUCCCACCCCCACGGGGUCAGGCAAAUGGCUGAUGUCUCAGACCGCCAGGAUUACAGCGUCUGACCCUGUCCUUCCCCAGGGCUGUGUGUGGCACCCGAAAGAUGCUGUGCUGACUGUGUUGACAGCAUGCGAUGCCUCCGUUUUCCCCAGUGUUCAUCAUGACAGCACCCGGGUGAGGGUGGACCUUGGCGCCCACGGCCGCAUUCACUGUGCGUGCUGGACACGAGACGGCCGCAGGCUGGUGGUGGCGGUGGGCAGCUGCCUUCAUUCUUACGUCUGGGACAGCACACAGCGGACUCUUCACAGGUGCUCCGCCUGCCCCACGUUCAGCGUGGACAGCUGUGUCUGCUCCAUCACGGCCACUGUGGACUCGGAGGUCGCCGUGACCACUGAGCUCCCGCUAGAUAAGAUCUGCAGCUUGACUGUGUCUGAGAGCGCGGCUGUUCCAGCUAACGGUGGAGAUGCUGGGCUGCGCAUUUCCCCAGCCGCGGGUGAGGUGGCCGCUGGGAACGAGGAGGCCGCUGCUUGCGAAACAGAUUCUGAAACAGCGGCUUCUCCUUCCUCGUCGGGUCUUCUGGAUCUGAGUCACUUACAUUUCAGCGGCCCUCGGUGUGAGGGAAGUGCGCUUAUGUGCCUAAGAGAAGAGGACCACGUGGCAGGAACUGGCCAGGACUCUGCUCUUUUGGUCCUUGUGACGUUUGGGAAGGAGGUUACCACAACCAGAAAAGUCACUAUUUCAGGCAUGCUGGCUCCUGACCUGAUAGCCUUUAAUCCCAAAACACAGGUAGUGGCAGUGGCUUCCAACACUUGUAAUGUUGUUUUGAUCUAUUCUGUCACUCUGUCUUCAAUGCCAAAUAUCCAGCAGAUUCAGUUAGAGAAUGAUGAAAGACCGAAAGGCAUGACUUUCACGACGGACAAAUUAUUAUUGAUUUUGGUGGGAAAACCGAAGUCCACGGAUGCAACAUUUCUUCCUUGCUCAGAGUCGGAUCAGUAUGUAAUUCGCUUGGUCCUCCAAGAAGUCGUGUUGGAAGAAUCUUCAGUGACAUCUGAUGACACCCGGAGUGCUGGUGCUCCUCUCAGUGGUCAUUUAAACAAAGCAAAUGGAAAAAAGCGCAUUGAAAAUCUUUCCCCAGGUGUUGGUUGUCAAAACAGAGUGCUCCUGUUAACAGCAGACACCAGCAGUCUGAGUGCAAAGCCUGGCAGAACUCUCAUUGAAGAAGUUAAAAGUCUCCCUGCCAGUAGCCUGCAUGGUUCUGUUGCCCUGGAAACACUGCACAGGCCCUCCCGGGCCCAGGCAGCACGGCCGGGACUCCCCAGCAUGCCAGAAACUCUGAGUGUUCAUCAAAGAGAGAGCUUGGAAAAGGAAGCUAGCCGCCUAACUGAGGGCCUGGAAAUGUUAUCUAGGAAUGUGACUGAAAUACAGCAGUGUCUUUUUGAACUCAGAGAUUUUCUAUACAAUAGGAAGAAGUCAUCUCCAGUGUAUCCACUGUCUGAGGAUCCCCCUUAUGUGCACAUCAUUUACCAGAAACCUUACUGUGCGGGUCCCGUGGAAAAGAGAGCGGUGCUUCUGUGCAGUGGCAAGCUGAGGCUCGGCGUGAUCCAGCAGCUCUUUGGUCUCUCGCUUGUGGAAAUGCUGCACGACUCGCACUGGAUCCUGCUUUCUGCUGACAGGGAAGGCUUCAUUCCCUUAACCUUCACAGCCACCCAGGAGCUCACUGUGCGGGACGGCCACCGGCCCAGCUCGGAGGGCCCCAGGGGCUCCCUUCCUCGCAGCCAGGAGCCUGUCCUUUCAUGCGAUGACUCUGCGGACCUCGCUGCCCGGAGCCAGGACACCCCCGGCUGCCCUCACUGUGUGGACGGUGCAGUCUGACGCCUGCUUCCAGCGAGACCGAGGAGCCGCCUGUCUGCACCACGCACUCGGUUCCGCUGAGUCUCCCGGCUCUGCGGGGGAGGCGGCCCUGCGGUCCUGCCCUGUGGGGGCCGAGGCACGCUGGCCAGUGGCCGCUCUCAGUGUCGCUGUCAGGUGCCCCAGAAAGCGGUCACUGUCUGUGUGUGCGACCCUGGAGUUGCGUCUAAGGGCAGAGCUCCUAGAGCACUGGUGCCCUAGAGUCUCGCAGGCUUCGUGUCCCGGUCUGAGGCAGCAUUAACGCCCUGUGAGGUCGCGCUGUUCUUCAUCUCUGCCCCAAGGCGAGGCCAGGAGCUCUGCGGAGCAGAAAACAUGUGCUGUGGCUUCCAGCCUCAAACCGAGGCCAGGACAGCCCAAAGGAGGCCGAAGACCGACUGGUGCUGAGGUAGUUGUGACGCCAGCCUUUCCUCCCAGGAAUUAGCCCUAAGGCUGUGUGGCCUGUAAUCCCGCACUCAGGAGGCUGAGACAAGGAGAUCUCUGCAAGUUCGAGGCCAUCCUGCGAGACUCAGUGAGGUCAAGGCCAGCCAGGAUUACUUGGUGAAACCCUGGGAAAACCAAAAUUAAAAAUUUAAAUCAAAAUAAAAAACCCCAACCCCGCUAUGGUGGGACACACCUGUAAUCAGUACUUUCCAGACUGAGGCAGGGGGUUGGAGAGUUCAGUACCAGCCUGGCCUCAUAGUGAGACCCCGUCUCAAAACAGAAGCAAAAAGAGCCUAUAACCUGCAGAAGCAGAGAAGCUCGGCUGAUGGGGUCUGCGUCCUGCUGAGGGCCCAGGCGCCCGCUCUGAAAGGACUUUCCCGGGAUUGGAGCCCACGCCCUGGCCGGCCGCCCAUGUGUCAGUGCCCUGGCAGCUGCUGGCAAGGCCCCCGGCAGCGUCUCCCUGUUUUUCAGCUUUGGUAGCAUAAAAAUUUAUUUUUUUUUCCUAAUGGUCAUCGUUUCUUUCAAGUCUUAGAGAUCAGUGUAUAAAUAUGAGAGAAAAUAUUUAAGGACAUUGAAAAUUUUCCUGAAUCUUAGCUACAGUAGUUGUAAAAAGUGCCCAAUUUUUCUCCUUGUGGGUAAUGGAUAAUGGAUAAUGGAUGGGCCCUUCAUCCCUUCCGAUGGUGCAGGGCCCUCUGCUGCUUCGGGAGGGAUCUCAGGUUCAGUCCCCCGGGAGUGGCCGGACAGCACAGCAGCGGAUGCCUCACUCCUGCCCAGAAGGUCCAUUAGUGCCCACGUGCACACACAUCCUGCACUUUUCAGUCAUCUGGAAAGAAAAUACCAGGUGCCCUUGGGAAUUGCAGGCCGCCUGUCACGCUAGAAAGAGCACGGGCCCAUUUGUGGUUCAGAUGCAUUAGCUGCGGGCGUCACGGAGGGGAGGCUGUUCAUCUGGGAGCGGUGGCUGGGGCAGUCUGAGCUCUGCCCUAUCCGCAAAGGAAGUGUCUGGGGCAGACGAGAUCGUAGCUGUUAGGAAGCUCAGAGGUGGAGACAGAGGGGUCCUUGAGUGAGAUCAGUGUGAUGUUAUAAUCACCAUUUCUCAGGAUCAAAUUCUGUGGAUGCAUCGUCAAUAAAAUCACUAUUAUUUUUGUGGCUGUUGUGAA